AUGGAGGCUUUCCCCGGCGGUAAGCUGGAGCAGCACCGGCAUCUUCCGCCCGUGGAGUGCCUGCCGGGCGCUCGCUACGGCGGCCGGAGUCACAGCGCCUGUGGGAACGUUUUCAACUCCUGGAACGAUUACCUAGGGCUGGCCACGCUCAUCACCAAGGCCGUGCGCCCCGGCAAGGGCUUCAGCGCCGAGCCCCCCUCGGUGGUAGUGGCGGCUGCCGUGCCACCGGCCGAGGAGGAGGAGGAGGAAGAAGAGGAGGAGGAAGAGGCGGCGGGGCCGUACUUCGAGGGCGGACUGGACUUGCACGACCUGGCCCUGUGCGGACAUCAUCACCACCAUCAUCAUCACCACCACAGCGAGGGCCUAUUGGAGGAGCGCUUUGCCGACUUCAGCCCCUUCCCCGGGCGCGGCGGCCCCGCCGCCGUGGUGUUGGAUUGCUCGGGGGAGCACCCGGGCCGGGAGGGCUCGCCCCAUGCCUGGGGCGGGGUGGUGGUGGCGGGGCGACUGCCGACCCACCCGCGGGCCGCCUCCCGCCUGCUUAAACCCGAGCUGCAGGUCUGCGUCUUCUGCCGGAACAACAAGGAGGCCGUGGCCCUCUACACCACCCACAUCCUCAAGGGACCCGACGGCCGCGUUCUUUGCCCGGUGCUGCGACGCUACACCUGCCCCCUCUGCGGUGCCAGCGGCGACAAUGCCCACACCAUCAAAUACUGUCCCCUCUCCAAAAUGCAAGCGGCCAAACAGCUCAAACACACCCGGACCGUCCUGGGGAAGAAGGGCCGUUAG
This is a messenger RNA of Indicator indicator, 786 nucleotides long. RefSeq names its product nanos C2HC-type zinc finger 1 (gene NANOS1). Gene Ontology annotation, molecular function: zinc ion binding; mRNA binding. NCBI's taxonomy places the organism in Eukaryota, Metazoa, Chordata, Aves, Piciformes, Indicatoridae. Gene Ontology annotation, biological process: negative regulation of translation; oogenesis. The record is from RefSeq and is a predicted model, not a curated record. The transcript has a single exon. The coding region runs from base 1 to 786 and encodes 261 amino acids. Gene Ontology annotation, cellular component: perinuclear region of cytoplasm.